Messenger RNA from Sorex araneus (European shrew), 6984 nucleotides. It is a transcript of the gene PHF20, whose product is annotated as PHD finger protein 20. The record is from RefSeq and is a predicted model, not a curated record. Gene Ontology annotation, cellular component: NSL complex; MLL1 complex. Bases 166 to 3207 code for a protein of 1013 amino acids. The transcript has 18 exons. NCBI's taxonomy places the organism in Eukaryota, Metazoa, Chordata, Mammalia, Eulipotyphla, Soricidae. Gene Ontology annotation, biological process: regulation of transcription by RNA polymerase II.
GGCGAGGGUGCGUGUGUGUGGGGAGGGCGCGGGGGAGACGCUGGGCGCGUCCCCGGGGGUCACGUGGUGCGCAGCACGCAGAGUCCUUCUGUCGGUUGGUCCUGGAGCGGCGCCGCCGGAGCGGGGCUGUGAGGAGAAUAAAGACAGCCCCGUUGAUGACUGAAAAUGACAAAGCAUCCACCUAACAGACGAGGAAUCAGCUUUGAAGUGGGAGCCCAGUUGGAAGCCCGGGACCGAUUAAAAAACUGGUAUCCAGCUCACAUAGAAGACAUUGACUACGAAGAAGGAAAAGUACUUAUCCAUUUCAAGCGUUGGAACCAUCGUUAUGACGAGUGGUUCUGUUGGGAUAGUCCUUAUUUACGUCCAUUAGAGAAAAUACAACUUCGGAAAGAGGGCUUACAUGAAGAUGAAGGAUCUUCUGAAUUUCAGAUAAAUGAGCAGGUCCUUGCUUGCUGGUCUGAUUGUCGUUUUUACCCAGCCAAAGUCACUGCUGUGAACAAGGAUGGUACUUACACUGUGAAAUUUUAUGAUGGAGUAGUUCAGACUGUCAAACAUAUUCAUGUCAAACCUUUUUCCAAAGAUCAGAAUAUUGUGGGUACUGCUAGGCCUAAAGAAACAGAUCCCAAAAAUCUUUCAUCAUCUCCUGAUAAACGAGAGAAGUUUAAAGAGCAGAGAAAAGCCACGGUCAAUGUGAAGAAGGACAAAGAGGACAAAGCUUUUAAAACAGAAAAGAGAACCAAGCAGCCUGAGAAAGAAGGAAAGUUAAUCUGUUCUGAAAAGGGGAAGGUUUCGGAGAAAAGCCUUCCCAAGAACGAGAAAGAAGAUAAGGAGAACAUUUCAGAAAAUGACAGAGAAUAUUCUGGAGAUGCUCAAGUGGAUAAAAAACCGGAAAAUGACAUUGUGAAGAGUCCACAAGAAAACUUGAGGGAGCCAAAAAGAAAACGAGGCAGACCCCCCUCCAUAGCUCCUACUGCUGUGGAUUCAAACUCUCAAACUUUGCAACCAAUAACAUUGGAAUUGAGAAGAAGGAAAAUAUCAAAAGGAAGUGAAGUCCCAUUAAAACGUCCUCGACUUGACAAAAAUUCAUCCCAGGAAAAGUCAAAAACCUUCCCCGAAAACACUGACAAAGAUUUGUCGAGAAGACGGUCCUCCAGGCGGUCCACUAAUGGGACCACUGAGCUCUCGGAACCUGACUUAGUUGUAUCAGAUCUGUCUGGUACUGCUCAUACUUUGCAGAACACAUCGUCCAGUACCAAGGAAUCUGAAGGAGGUCAUUUGAAAUCUUUGGAAGCUGGCCAGGUCUCACCUGCAUUAACGUGCCACUCCGUGGGGGAUGGACUGAGGUCUGCAGGCUUGGAAUUGAACUGCAAAUCAAUGGGAGAAAACACUAUGAAAACAGAACUGGCUUCUCCCCUUGCUGAAUUACAAGAGGUUUCUACCGUGGCAGUAACAAACACUCUUAAGAAAACAGAGGAUUUUGUGACAUCAAAAACAUCAACUGUCGACCUAGACCACAAAUUUAGGUGCAAGGUGGUGGAUUGUUUAAAAUUUUUCCGUAAAGCCAAACUGUUGCAUUAUCACAUGAAAUAUUUCCACGGAAUGGAGAAGUCACCAGAGCCUGAGGAGAACACGGGAAAGAGGCAUGUUCAGACCAGAGGCUCUUCAUCGUCAGCCUCAGACAAGGCCAGCCAGGAGAACCUGACAAGGAAGCGGGUCUCGGCCAGUUCCCCGACUGCAAAGGACAAAGAAAAAAACAAAGAGAAGAAAUUCAAAGAAUUUGUGAGAGUGAAGCCAAAGAAGAAAAAGAAAAAGAAAAAGAAAACCAAACCUGAUUGUCCCUGUAGUGAGGAGAUCAGUGACACCUCCCAGGAACCUUCUCCACCCACGACCUUUGCUGCCACCAGGUGUGCGUCCUCACAUAAGCCUGGAACACAUAUGAGCCCACAGCUCCAUGGCUCCGACUCUGGAAACCACAGAGGAAAGGGGAAGGUGUCGGAGGAGGAUAAUCUGAGCAUGUCCUCUUCUGAAAGCUUUCUCUGGAGUGAUGAGGACUAUGGCCCAGACAUCGAUGUGACCACCAAUCCGGAUGAGGAACUGGAUGCAGACGAGCGCUACGAUUUUGAAGUGGUGCGCUGCAUCUGUGAGAUCCAGGAGGAAAAUGACUUCAUGAUCCAGUGUGAAGAGUGCCAGUGCUGGCAGCAUGGGGUCUGCAUGGGAUUACUGGAAGAAAAUGUGCCUGAGAAAUACACCUGCUAUAUUUGCCAAGACCCUCCAGGUCAGAGACCCGGCUUCAAGUACUGGUAUGACAAGGAGUGGUUGAGCAGGGGCCAUAUGCACGGCCUGGCAUUUUUAGAAGAGAACUACUCCCACCAGAAUGCCAAGAAGAUCGUAGCCACCCACCAGCUUCUCGGCGAUGUACAGAGAGUGAUCGAGGUCCUGCAUGGCCUGCAGCUCAAGAUGAGCAUCUUGCAGAGCAGAGAACAUCCCGAUCUGCAGCUCUGGUGCCAGCCUUGGAAACAGAACUCAGGGGAGGUGUGCUCUCAUGCCAAGCACCUCCACGGCCUGGAAGCCAAGUGCCCGGAGGAGGUGCCGAGCUAUCGGACUUUGAACGGAGGGCUGGCGGAGAAGCCCCUGGGCCUGGCCCUGCCGCGCUCCGUGGAGGAGUCCUACAUCACCAGCGAGCACUGCUACCAGAAGCCGCGCGCCUACUACCCCGCUGUGGAGCAGAAGCUGGUGGUGGAGACUCGGGGUGCAUCCCUGGACCAGGCGGUCAGCCCCCUCCACGAGAACGGGGACGACUCCCUCUCCCCGCGCCUCGGCUGGCCUCUUGACCAGGACCGGACCCGAGGGGACAGUGAAUCCAAACCUGGCUCCCCCAAGGUGAGGGACUACACCUCCAAGAAGGCCCUCCCGGAGGAAGCCCCUGCCCGGAAGCUGCUGGACAGAGGCGGGGAGGGGCUGCGGAGCUCCCAGCACCAGUGGCAGUUCAACCUGCUGACCCACGUGGAGUCACUUCAGGAUGAAGUCACACACAGGAUGGACUCCAUCGAGAAGGAACUGGAUGUGUUGGAGAGCUGGCUGGACUACACCGGAGAGCUGGAACCCCCAGAACCCCUGGCUCGGCUGCCACAGCUCAAGCAUUGCAUCAAGCAACUGCUGACGGACCUGGGCAAGGUGCAGCAGAUUGCACUUUGCUGCUCAACAUGAGAGGCGCUCCCCCUCAGCCCCCCCACCCCCCCGUCCCCAGCUAGUGGGGAGCACAAUCCUGGAGCACCUGCAGGAGGAGCUUCGCAUAUUUAAAUAAAACCUAGCAUGCCGAAUGCACGAGACACCAACUGACUUCAGAGAUCUGGGAAGGGGACGAGUCGGACGUUGGAUAGAGAGACCGCUGGCUGCCGGACAGGAGAGCACUCUGAUCACAAAGCCAACCCCGAAGGCCGCAGAGAGAUUGGUAGGGCCCUCCUCUUCUUCACACACUCCUGAAUGGAGAGUGAAUCUUUUUGCACAGACUUCACUUGAAAUCGUGCCACUGAUGAUGCAUGGAAUGAGAGCCAAAAAAUGUUGUUGGAAGCAGUCAUGAAUUCAGCUUGCAAAUUAUUUCAUGGGCCUGCCUGUCGGAUUGGAGCACACACCAAGUCUUUGGUUUCCACCUGGUGUGGGUUUGGCAGCAGGCACCUGUUCCUCUCGCCAGCCCUCGGGCAGCCUGCGGCUUUAUUCUCCGAGGGCCACGAUGUCUUCUCCAGAGGAUUCCUUCACUUUGCAUGUCAUGGUACUGGGGACAAGGUCUCUAGGUGUUCACCCCAGAAUUGGCUGGGUUUUUGGGUUUGUGUGUUGGUUUUUUUUUUUUUUUUGGGGGGGUAGUUGAGCCCUUGUCACCUGUGGAGGAACGAGAAUUUCACUGUACAAAGCAUCUAGGAGGAAUUCCUAACUGAGGCAGGCAGGGUCUGGUACCCGAGGACACAUUUUCUACCCACCCUGUGACAGCCUCCUGGUUCUAUUUAAUGUCCAAAAAUGGUUUCCCAAAUUUUUGAACUCUUUCACUAUAAAGAUUUGUUACAAGAAUGUGGUUUGGGGAAUUACCUUAUUUUAUAUUGUAAACAAACCAGAUUAUAUGUGUGCUUUCUCCUUCCCUGAAGGCUGUGUAUGUUCAGUAGUUGCAUUUUCAGAAUGGUUUUACUGUCCUUUAACAUCUUAAAUUGUCCUAUUUGUAUUAUUUUGUGAGAACAAGGUAAUUAUGCUGCUUAAUGUCCAGGUAUAACCUCUUUUUACCUUUUGAGACAAUAUUUGCUACUCUUGCAGGUUUUACUGUUCCGUGUGUAAUUGCUAUAUUGUUUUUACCUUACUAGGCAGAGUCCAAGAAAAUGUCCUAUACUUUGAGGCGUGACCUGUUUCAUCAUUUAGUAUUCCUACCAUUAAAGGCAAAAAUCAAAGCACAGUUGUCCAUUAACACUUCCAGUGGGUUUAUAGAUCUGUAAUGUUAUAAGCUGCAAAUAUUUACUAUGUAAACGUCAAGUAGUUAAUAGUCCAAUAGCAAUGACAGAAACUCCAGAAACCUUUGGGAUGAAUGGGAAGGCUUUAAGGCUCAGGUCAUUGUGGUCAAGGCGUCUCUACCAAGAUCUGUUUCAGGGAAUGUUCUGUCUAGUGAUUUGUUCAACAUUUGAUACACUAUGAAUUUAGGACGUUAGCCUGCUGUAGCUUAUCCAAAGGGACUCCAUGUGGCUGUAAUGUGUGACGAAGCUGACACAAUUCCUCUACAAGAGGCUGUUUCCUGUUGCUAACAGUGGUAUUUCUGGUGUCGGAAGAAACCUUAAGGAGUGUAUAUGGCAUCUAUGCAUGGUAUUAAUCAGCAGACAGCCACAUUUAAAGAAUUGUGACACUUGUUUGAAAAGGGGAGAAAACAGGAUGGUUUUCUCUAGCCACAACUAUGAGGUAUGAUAACUGUUGUAAUAUAGAUUAUUAUAGAUUAUCAAUUUCUUCUAUUCUGAAAAUACAUUUGAAUAAUACAUCUUGGGAAGUCAAACUCCUUUUUUUUUUUCUUUUGGCGGUGUUGGAGAUGGAACCCAGGGUCUCACACGUGCAAAGUGCGUGCUCUACCACCGAGCUACAACCCCUGCCUCUGGAAACUGUAACUUUAAGAUUUUCACUUUAUCCUCCACCUCUGGAAGCUAUAACUUUUAAGAUUUUAAUUUUCAUGUCUUUUUCCAAGAUGGAAGCAGAAGUGGAGAAUUACCCUGCUUUGCCAAGUGGCCAUCGUUGGAUUUAUUGUUUAAGUUUCGUAAAGGAAAUAAUCCCAUUUCACUCAUUGGGACUUUUGUCCUUAAGGGUACAGGGAAGACUUCAAGUUCUGAUAACCGCAGUGUGCUUCCCUAAUUUAAAGCCAUGUUGAGGGGCUCCAUCCUCAAUUCCUAGGUCAAGUUGAAUUAAUCCCAAGUUGGAGCACUGGAAAACUGUUGUUUGAAUAUUACUGUUACCCUUUAGAAAUAUGUACACUACCUAAGUUUUCUUUUGAGAAAAACUAUCCCUCUAUAAAACAUUGCCUUGACAAAAAGUUUUGGUUUGAGUCAUCAUUGGAAGUGAUGGUGGGCCUUUGCUGAGCCAGCACUGUGGAUAUGUAUCUGUUUACUCAUUAUUAGGACAGGACAGAGGCGCUACAGAGAGAAAUGUUGCUUUGGAGCAAUAUUUGCUAAAAUGCAAACUUCUGUAUUUGGAAAAAAUAAAACAGGGUUUUUUUUUUUUUGUUUUUUUUUGCUUUUUGGGUCACACCCGGCGAUGCACAGGGGUUACUCCUGGCUCUGCACUCAGGAAUUACUCCUGGCGAUGCUCAGGGGACCAUAUGGGAUGCUGGGAUUCGAACCUGGGUCGGCCGCGUGCAAGGCAAACGCCCUACCCGCUGUGCUAUCGCUCCAGCCCCUAAAACAGGGUUUUUAUUGCUAUGUUUUUGAGCAUGCAUUACUUAAUUUUCCAUAAACAUUGUCUUUUAACGAAGGCCUUACUGCUUUUAGGAGCCAAAGGUUCUCAGAUUUACUUAACUUCUUGGCCUCUUUUCAGGAAAAAGUAAAAAGCCUCAUUUGCACUUAAGGUUUCACGAGACUCUACAACCAACAUCCCCGCUUAGCCCAUGCUGUGCCUCCUGAGGGAUUGAGGGGAGGAGGGGGCCAUAUGCUCACUUUGGUAAACACUGGUCCUGGUCUUCAUAAAUAUUUAUCUCCUGCAGAGAGGCAGAUGCAACUCAAGAUUCUAAAUCCUGGGAACUGGAGCAAUAGCACAGCAGGUAGGGCAUUUGCCUUGCACGUGGCCGACUCAGGUUCGAUUCCCAGCAUCCCAUAUGGUCCCCCGAGCACCGCCAGGCGUAAUUCCUGAGUGCAUGAGCCAGGAGUAACCCCAGUGCAUUGCUGGGUGUGACCCAAAAAGAAAAAAAAAAGAUUCUAAAUCCAGGUUGAUGUGGCUUUCAGGCCCAGAUUGGUUCUCUGAGCUCCACUGGAGUAGUUUCUCCCCUCCCUCCCAGCAAUGAGCCUCAUGUGGACUCCCAAAAGCUACCAAAUUCUUUUCUUUUUUUUCCUUUUUGGAUCACAUCCAGCGAUGCUCAGGGGUUCCUUCUGGCUCUUCACUCAGAAAUUAUUCCUGGCCAUGCUCGGGGGACCAUACAGGGUACUGGGUAUCAAACCCGGGUCAGUCACAUGCAAGGCAAAUGUCUACCUGCUGUACUAUCUCUCUGGCUCCACUUUUUUAUUUUUGGAAUGGGGCCACACUUGGCAGUGCUCAUGGGUCUUGGUGGGCUCUGGGGACCAUAUGUGGUGCCAGGGAUUGAGCCCAGGUCAGCCGUGUUGUGACAAGCACCCUACGCACUGUACUCUCCCUCCAGCCCCUAAAAAGAUAAUGAAUUCUAAGGAAGUGUGCAAUACUUUGAAUUCAUUUUAUUGUCUUUAAGCUGACAUAAUUUUAGUUUUACUUUAAUAAAGCAAAAUGCCUCAUACCAGCCUCUAA